Molecule: messenger RNA, 1809 nt
Organism: Metarhizium brunneum ARSEF 3297
Lineage: Eukaryota; Fungi; Ascomycota; Sordariomycetes; Hypocreales; Clavicipitaceae
Biological process (GO): urea transmembrane transport
Cellular component (GO): plasma membrane
Molecular function (GO): urea transmembrane transporter activity
Source: RefSeq, a predicted model, not a curated record
AUGCUUCCAUCAAGGAGAAACGGCGUCGGUGAUAGCGGCAGCUUUGUCGAGCCGCCCCUGCCACAAGCUGCCGGCUACGUUAUUGUCAUCGUGAUUGGCUUUUUGAUCGCACUCAUCAUGAUGGCAAUAACUCGUGUAUUGAAGAAGACUGCGGGGGAAGAUAACAAUAAAACAGAAAUGUUCAUGACGGCCAAUCGCACAGUCGGCACAGGACUAACAGCAUCGGCCGUCAUUUCGUCCUGGCUUUGGAGUACGGCGAUGCUUGGAAGCACUCUUGUGGGCUACAACUUUGGCGUUGCCGGUCCCUUUUGGUUUGCAGCAGGCUGCUCACCCAUGAUUGUCUUCUUCUCCUUGCUCGGCAUCGCCUGCAAACUCCGAGUGCCGGAGGCUCAUACAUUGUUAGAAAUUGUCAGAAUCAGAUACGGCACGCAGGGCCAUGUGGUCUGGAUUGUGCUGUGCUUGAUCAACAACAUCAUUGCUGUAGCAAAUAUGCUUCUCGGUGCCAGUGCCGCCAUUUCCGCUCUUACCGGAAUGCAUAUCAUUGCUGCCACGUUUCUAUUGCCCGUUGGGGUUGUGUUGUACACGUUUGUCGGAGGCAUCAAGGCAACCUUUUUAACCGACUACUUCCACACGUUUGUCAUUACAAUACUUGUUUGCUUUUUUACAAUCAAGGUAUUCUUGGUUCCUGAGAUUGGGACGCCGCAAGAUAUGUUCGAUAUCAUCGCCAAGGCUGGCCAAAUCCAUCCCGUUGACGGUAAUCGAGACGGGUCAUAUCUUACCAUGACGAGUAAAGGGGCUCUUCUGUUUGGUAUAAUUCACAUUCUGGCCAACUUUGGACUUGUCAUCAUGGACACGGGCUUCUUUGCAAAGGCAUUCAGUGCUGCGCCGCACGCCGUAGUUCCUGGGUACAUUGUCGGAGGAAUCGCAUACUUUGCCAUCCCGUGGUGUCUCGGGACCAUUAUGAGCUUCGCGGCGCUGAGUCUAGAGGAUACGGAGCGCUUUCCAACGUUCCCUCGACGCCUGUCGCCUACAGAAGUCUCCAAUGGUCUAGUUCUUCCGUAUGCCGCCGUCGCCAUCGCGGGCAAGGGCGGUGCCGUUGCCGUGGUGUUGAUUACCUUCAUGGCGGUUACGUCAACCAUCAGUGCCCAAGUCAUCUCGGUUUCCUCCAUCAUUAGUUUCGACAUAUACCGGCAAUACUUCAACAAGGCUGCCAAAGACAGCGACGCCAUCCGAUGGACCCAUAUAGGCGUUGUUGCGUUUGGCAUCUUCUCGGCGGCUUUCUCGACAGCACUGCAUUACGGCAACGUGGAUCUUGGCUGGACUCUAUACAUGCUUGGUGUAUUGACCUGCCCCGGAAUCGUCCCAACCGUAUUCACCAUUCUGUGGAAACGCCAAUCCAAGCUGGCUGCCAUAAGUUCGCCAAUAUUAGGAAUGGCAACUGGCAUCGGCGUGUGGCUGGGUUCAGCGGCAGCUCUCUAUGGAGAAAUCAGCGUGGCCACGACCGGGCAGACGUUGCCUUGCGUCUAUGGAACAGUCGCCUCUGCCUUCAGUCCAGCCUUGUACUCGGUCGUUGUCACCGUCAUUAGGCCGGACAAUUUUGACUGGGCUUCCUUCCGGAACGAAAGACUGGCCUUUACCGCCUCAUCGACAAGUGUGGCCGAUGUGUCAGAGUCGGACAAAAAUGAGAAAAAGACGCACGAUGAAUACAUUCAGAGCUAUGCCGCCGACAAGGCCAAGCUGAAACGCUGGGGAACGAUUGCAGCAGUCUGGAGCUUGGCCACAUUUCUGGGACACUGGGUUCUCUGGUGA